Cornus florida is the source of this 717-nucleotide messenger RNA. RefSeq names its product putative F-box protein At3g23260. Lineage: Eukaryota; Viridiplantae; Streptophyta; Magnoliopsida; Cornales; Cornaceae. The record is from RefSeq and is a predicted model, not a curated record. The coding region runs from base 1 to 717 and encodes 238 amino acids. The transcript is spliced from 3 exons.
AUGACGCUGCGGGGUUACCAAAGGGUCGUUACAAAUUCAAAAACCUAUCGGGCCAAUUUGGCAUUUGAGUUCCUCCCUGGAGUUAAUGACUACAAGGUUGUGAGGAUUUUGUGCUCUUGGGGUGGUGACAUUCGUAUACCCGACAUCGUGACUGGAGCUGAGGUUUAUAGUCUAAGCACGGAUUCUUGGAGAAUAAUUGAUGGUGCCUCUUCAUAUUUUUUUGCUGAUCAGUUACCUGCAAUUGGGAAUGGAGCUGCGUAUUGGGUUGCAAUGAAGAGAACUGAUGAGGGUUUUUGUUGUUUACUUGUGCGUUUUGAUAUGGGUGAUGAAGUUUUUGAAGACAUAAUGCUGCCAAAUGGUGCUACACAUGGUUGUUGUCCGCACAUUGCAAUUAUGGGGGAAUCACUGUAUCUUUUCCCAUUUCAUUCGAAUGAGUGUUGCCACUUGUGGACAAUGGAGUGUGGCAACAUGGGUUCGUGGACAAAACGAUUUACUCUCAACUUCCAAGACCCACCUUUAGAGCUACUAGGCUUGAGAAAGAGCGGUGAACUGCUACAAGUAAACCGCAAGAGCGAUUUGGGUCACUGCUUGUUGUUAGGUCGCUGCUUGUGUUGGGUUGCCGUUGCCGUCGGUAUGUGCUCGCUGGAUCUGUUAAAUUGUGAGGAAGACAAGGAUUGUGAUGCAGCUAUUUACCAGGAACAUCUCAAGAAGCAUUGA